UUCCGAGUCCCAAUUCCCCCAACCUUUCCCCCCUUCCCCUCUGCCCUUCGCCACCCGACGGCAGAGCCGGAGCCGCAGCCAUGGAGGACGCCGCCUCGGAGUCGGAGAUCGGCGACUGGGAGGUGCUCUCCGCGGCGUCCAGGGGCGGCGGCGGCACCGCCUCCGACGACGACAGCGAGGUCGUGGUCGUCUCCGGCGGGGGCGGCGACGUCCUCCACGACCACUUCGCGCUCGCCCCCGCCGGCCCCGGCGCCGGGUUCCCCGACGAGGGCCCGUGGCCGGAGCCCGGGGACGCCUGGGAAGGAAUAGAAUUGCUGGACAGAUUCGAUCCGAUUCCGGAAGCAAGCUUCGAUCUUGCCGCUGGGGUUUGGAGCGAACAGCUGCUGCCGACAGGCGGCGUCGAUGAGGCCCGAGGAGGUUCGAUUCUUGAGACCACCGCGGCUCGCGGCACAACCUGGGGCGUGGAUGGUAAUCAAGCCGAGGCGGUAGACGGUGAGGUUGACCAGGAGAGUAAUGCUGUGGCUGAUCACGGCGAAUUGGGCUCGGCGGUGCAGCCCGAGCAUCAUGGGUUGGGAGAAACUCUGGAAUCUGAUGCAGCAACGCCUGCAGGUGCCUCGCUACAAAGCCCGUGCCCCGAGGAUGCUGUGGCAAGUGACGGGAUUCAUGGUGAACAAGAGGAGCAGGAGCAUGGGGCCAACGCUAGUGCUGCAUCCAGUUGCGAUGAGCCGGAUAGGGAGGCAGAGGACGGUGCUUUACCGCUGGCUCACACACCGGGCACUGCAGAGGGCGACAAACAAGUAGUGGUCUGGUGGAGGCUACCGUUCAGGCUGCUGCACUGCUGUGCUUGGAAGGUGAAGCCCGUGUGGUCCUUCUCCAUCGCCGCGGCGUUGCUGGGCCUGGUUGUGCUGGGGAGGAGGAUGUACAAGAUGAAGCGCAAGGCAAAGGGAUUGCCCCAGAUAAAGAUUGCAUUUGAUGAUAAGAGGACCUCCCGGUUUGCAGAUCGUGCGGCACGUCUCAACGAAGCCUUCUUGGUAGCGAGGCGUGUGCCACUGCUAAGAACUUCAGCUGGUGCUGUGCUUCCAUGGUCAAUGGUACAGGAGAGAUGAGCCAAUCUGCUCAAAGCUCCAUAAGAAGGUUGCGGUAACUGGUAGGCAACUGAUAUGGAUGAUGAGCAUCAUCACGACCAUCUGUAUUGGCUUUGCCACAUUACUUUAGUUUUAGAUGGCACUGAGGAGGAUGCCAAUGUAGUGCCUGAUGCUAUGGCACUAUGCUACAACUUGUAUUCUCCUCUUCCUUUUCUUAAUUUUCCUUUUUUUUUUUUGGGAACUGAUUAUGCUCCUGGUUUCCAUUUUUCACUCGUACUUGGUUUAGUCCUUGGUCGGUGAUGGACUCGUGGAUUUGUCAUUGGUACAGACAUGUUCUUUUCUUGUUAAUUUGGAUGCUAGACUGCUCAGGUUUCAUGUGCU
This is a messenger RNA of Panicum virgatum (switchgrass), 1466 nucleotides long. RefSeq lists its product as uncharacterized. The coding region runs from base 81 to 1106 and encodes 341 amino acids. NCBI's taxonomy places the organism in Eukaryota, Viridiplantae, Streptophyta, Magnoliopsida, Poales, Poaceae. The transcript has 2 exons. The record is from RefSeq and is a predicted model, not a curated record.